CCCAGAGAGAGCGUUCGACCCCGCCAACCCGCUUGGUGAGAUGGGUAAACCUGUCGUGUUUGAAGGAGAGAUGAAGAAACUAGCCGAUGCCCUAUACCCUCGUAAUGCAUUCAAUCUGUUAGCCAGUGAUAGGAUUGCAUUCAACAGGACACUGCCUGACGUCAGACCUAAACAAUGCAAGUCUGUUGUGUUCCCCGAUGCGCUACCGACGACCAGUGUAAUCAUCAUCUUCCAUAACGAAGCAUUCAGUGCGUUACUCCGGACAGUUCAUAGCGUUGUCAAUAGGUCACCAAGGCAUCUUCUCAAGGAGGUCAUUCUGGUCGAUGAUGCCAGCACUCAGGAUCAUUUAAAGAGGAAACUUGAUGAUUACCUUUCGCGCCAUUUUCGAUCGUCUGCUCUGGUACGUUUGGAACGAUUACCGAUACGCUCGGGGUUAAUAAGAGCGCGUAUACACGGUGCAUUGGCUGCCACUGGUGAUGUGUUGACUUUUCUCGACUCUCAUUGUGAAACUACGGAUGGAUGGCUAGAACCUCUUCUAGCUGUAAUCGCUAAAGACAGGAGAAACGUUGUGACCCCUACAAUAGAUGUUAUAAACGACAGGGACUUUGCAUUUCAAGGACAUGACGAUCUUCCUUAUGUGGGCAGUUUCGAUUGGUCGAUGUAUUUCCGAUGGACUCCGAUACAAAGAAUGGAUUUAGAACAAGCCAAGCAAGACCCAACCUUGCCCAUCAGAACGCCGACAAUGGCGGGGGGACUGUUUUCGAUUGAUAAGGGAUACUUCAUGGAUAUAGGCAUGUAUGAUCCGGGACUGCAGACAUGGGGCGCCGAGAACUUGGAACUUUCUUUCAAGACGUGGAUGUGCGGUGGGUCGUUAUACACCAUGUCCUGUUCACACGUGGGUCAUAUCUUCCGGAAGUUCGCCCCCUACACCCACGCCUCGGGUCAUUUAAAUCGCAACACCAAGCGCAUCGUGGAAGUCUGGCUAGACGGAGCAAGGCCCCUUUUUUACAAGCUGAAUCCAGGCGUUGCGAGCGUGGACGCUGGGGACAUUCGGGAGCAGAUCGGUCUCCGCAAGAAAUUGGAAUGCAAAUCGUUUCAAUGGUACCUGGACAAUGUCUUCCCCGAGUCACCGUGGCCGAGAGAGGGCAGUAUAUUUGGUUUUAUUCGGAAUCCUGACCAUAAAGUUUGUCUUAAAAGCCAACAGGAUAAGAAAGUCGUAGGAAAACCAUGUGGACAAAUUAAUCAAAUGCGACUAUGGGAGUACACAAAGCUGAAUGAGAUAAGACAAGAUGUACAGUGCCUCGACUUUACGGGACAGGGUGAAUUAGCUUUAUAUGGAUGUCAUAGAGGGCAGGGUAAUCAAUUAUGGAACUGGAACAAUUCGACGAAACAAAUAUCCCACGGUCUUCAUGGAAAAUGUCUUAGUAUAGCUUCAACCGAUAAUAAGGGUACCACGAGUCUGGAGAUGGCUCCUUGCUUAGAUUCAAAUCCCAACCAGCGUUGGGAAAUGCCUCCACCAUACAACCCAAAAUUAUGGGGUUAACAGCUAAAAAAAAAUAAUAAA
Molecule: messenger RNA, 1564 nt
Organism: Lytechinus variegatus (green sea urchin)
Lineage: Eukaryota; Metazoa; Echinodermata; Echinoidea; Temnopleuroida; Toxopneustidae
Product: polypeptide N-acetylgalactosaminyltransferase 1-like
Exons: 9
Coding region: 41-1543 (500 amino acids)
Cellular component (GO): Golgi apparatus
Source: RefSeq, a predicted model, not a curated record